AUGAAAUCAUUUUCAUUGAUUUUACUAUGCCUUAAUCGAUAUACCAGUGUAAUGUUGCCAGUUGGACAUAACCAUGUACUAAGUUUUCAUCUGAAAACUUAAAAAAAGGUCUUUUACAGUUCUGGAAGCGAAAUCUCAACAAAUUCCUCGUUGCUCAGAUUAUAUUAUCCGCAAUUUUCUCAAUUCCAACUCUCACAGGCCCGGCUUUUGCAAAAGUUUCAUUUGGCUACGCACAAGUUGACUAUGUUCAUAAUAUCCCUUAUAUUCGAACCUCUCUCUUCAAAAUUAUUAUCACAAUUCCAUCAAUAGCAUUUGUGAUAAUCUCAAAUAUUAUCCUUGUUUCGAAAUUAUCAAAAAUCACAGAGAAUAUGAGAAAACUCACAGUAACCACAAUUAUCAUGUCAUUCAGCCAACUUCUAACAUUUCUAUCCUUUUUGCUGGUGUACUUUGUGCCGACUAGUUAUUGGAUUGAGAAUCAGAAAUCAUCUGUGGCCGUUUUUCUAUUCUGGCAAAUCACAAAAGAUAUUGAUAUGAUUAGUGGUCCGCUUUGUUUGUUGAUUUUAGAUGGCAGAGUUAGAAGUACUAUUUUCAUCAGUAAUAAAUAA
This is a messenger RNA of Caenorhabditis angaria, 605 nucleotides long. The record is from the annotation of a GenBank genome assembly. NCBI's taxonomy places the organism in Eukaryota, Metazoa, Nematoda, Chromadorea, Rhabditida, Rhabditidae.